Molecule: messenger RNA, 951 nt
Organism: Chrysochloris asiatica (Cape golden mole)
Lineage: Eukaryota; Metazoa; Chordata; Mammalia; Afrosoricida; Chrysochloridae
Product: olfactory receptor 4P4-like
Exons: 1
Coding region: 1-951 (316 amino acids)
Biological process (GO): G protein-coupled receptor signaling pathway
Cellular component (GO): membrane
Molecular function (GO): G protein-coupled receptor activity; olfactory receptor activity
Source: RefSeq, a predicted model, not a curated record
AUGGAAAAUAGGAAUAAUGUCACUGUGUUUAUUCUUUUAGGCUUUUCUAAAAACAGAAGUAUUGAAAUUGCCUGCUUUGUGUUUUUCUUAUUUUGUUACAUUGCUAUUUGGCUAGGAAACUUGCUUAUAAUUAUUUCUGUCACAUGCAGUCAGCUAAAUGAGCAGCCCAUGUAUUUCUUCCUUAAUUACCUCUCUCUUUCCGACCUUUGCUAUACAUCCACUGUGACACCCAAACUAAUGUUUGACUUACUGACAGAAAAGAAGACCAUUUCUUAUAAUAACUGCAUGGCACAACUUUUUAUAAUGCACUUCCUUGGAGGUAUCGAGAUCUUUAUCCUCACAGGAAUGGCCUAUGACCGCUAUGUGGCCAUCUGCAAGCCCUUGCACUAUACUGUCAUCAUGAGCAGGCAUAGAUGUAACGCGAUCAUCCUAGCUUGUUGUAUUGGAGGAUUUAUACACUCUACUAACCAGUUUCUUCUCAUUAUAUUCUUAUCUUUCUGUGGCCCAAAUAAGAUAGAUCACUACUUCUGUGAUGUGUAUCCUUUACUGAAUCUGGCUUGCACCAAUACACACAAAAUUGGUCUAUUGGUACUUGUCAAUUCAGGUAUUCUUGCUUUGAUUACCUUUGUGAUUGUGAUGGUGUCAUAUGUUCUGAUAUUGUAUACCAUCCGGGCUUACCCUGCCCAAAGUCGUAAAAAGGCACUUUCUACUUGCAGUUCUCACAUAACAAUUGUAGUUCUAUUCUUUGUGCCAGUCCUGUUCGUUUACAUAAGACCAGCGGUAAUUUUUCCGGAAGAUAAAGUGUUUGCUCUUUUCUACACCCUCAUUGUUCCCAUGUUCAACCCUUUGAUCUAUACACUGAGAAAUAUGGAGAUGAAGAAUGCUAUGAGGAAGAUAUGGUACCAUCAAUUGUUUUUGGAAAGAACAAAACUAUUUAGAAAUUCACUUUAG